GGCUUGAGGGUGGUCAGGGAAGGCGCGCGCGUCCAGGAUCUGCUGUCCGCUUUCAGGCGUGCGUCCUGUCCUGGAGUUGUGCGGAGUCACAACCACAGACAGUAGGAUAGUCGAGUCCUUGGUCUCAGCACCCCGGCCCAGCUGUGUUUAAGGGCAACACUUCUGCCCUGGCCAGCCUCGCGUGGCCCUUAAGAGUCCGAGUUCCUGGAAGGGCCCAUUAUGGAGCCGCCUCGAGGAUGACCUGGUGAUUCAUCCGCCUUAGUGUUUUGAAGAGGGAUGAAGGGACACCACCCGGGUACCAGGGUGUCAUGGAAGGGCUGCUGACGAGAUGCAGAACACUGUCUGCCUUGGCCACCUGCAGCCGCCAGCACUCCAGGUAUGUUACCCACAAGUGUCACCAUUGCCCACCAGGGAGACAGCAACGCUUGGUAUUAUCCCGCAUGUUCCAGCCUCAGAAUCUUCGGGAAGACCAGGUGCUCUCUCUGGAGGGCAGAGCUGGAGAGUUGACCUGUAAGAGUCAGCGGCUGAUGCUACAAGUGGGUCUGAUCCUCCCAGCAAGUCCUGGCUGUUACCACCUCAUGCCCUACACAGUUCGUGCUAUGGAGAAGCUUGUGAGGGUAAUAGACCAGGAGAUGCAGGCCAUUGGGGGGCAGAAAAUCAACAUGCCCAGCCUCAGCCCAGCUGAGCUGGGGGGAGCCCCCAGCCGCUGGGAUUUGAUGGGCAAAGAGCUGCUGAGACUAAGAGAUAGGCAUGGCAAAGAAUACUGCUUGGGACCAACUCACGAGGAAGCAGUUACAGCCUUGGUUGCCUCCCAGAAGAAACUGUCCUACAAGCAGCUUCCUUUACUGUUGUACCAGGUUACAAGGAAGUUUCGGGAUGAGCCAAGGCCCCGCUUUGGUCUUCUCCGUGGCCGGGAGUUCUAUAUGAAGGACAUGUACACUUUUGACUCCUCUGCUGAGGCUGCCCAGGAGACCUAUGGCCUGGUGUGUGAUGCUUAUUGUAGCCUGUUUGACAGGCUGGGGUUACGAUGGCUGAAAGCCAGGGCAGAUGUGGGCAGCAUCGGGGGCACAAUGUCCCAUGAAUUCCAGCUACCAGUAGAUAUUGGAGAGGACCGGCUUGUAGUCUGUCCUAGCUGCCACUUCUCAGCCAACACAGAGAUACGAGACUUGUCACAAAAAAUCUGCCCUGACUGCCAGGGUCCACUGACAGAAACCAAAGGCAUUGAGGUGGGGCACACAUUCUACCUCGGUACCAAGUACUCCUCCAUUUUCAAUGCCCAGUUUACCAAUGCUCAUGGGGACCCUUUGCUGGCGGAAAUGGGGUGCUAUGGGUUGGGAGUCACUCGGAUCUUGGCUGCUGCCAUUGAAGUUCUCUCGACAGAAGACUGCAUCCGUUGGCCCAGCCUCCUGGCUCCUUACCAAGUCUGCCUCAUCCCCCCUAAGAAGGGCAGUAAGGAGGAGGCAGCCACAGAGAUCAUGGAGCACUUGUAUGAUGACAUCACCGAGGCAGUGGUUCAGCUCCAAGGGGAGGUCCUGCUGGAUGACAGGACCCACCUGACCAUUGGAAACAGACUGAAAGACGCCAACAAGCUUGGCUACCCCUUCGUGAUCAUUGCCGGCAGGAGGGCCCUGGAGGACCCCGCACACUUUGAGGUUUGGUGCCAGAACACUGGUGAGGUGGUCUUCCUCACCAAAGAGGGAGUCAUGGAACUACUGACCGGUGUUCGUGUUGUCUAAGCUCCCAACCACACCUGUCCCCAGGCUUGGUGUCCACUGUAAUGCUGUAGUUCCUCCACUUCUCUCUUGGGUGGUCCUCCAGAAAUGGCUUCUUCUCUGGGCUGGUCAUGCUACCAUGUGCCAUCCUUUUUACACAUAGACACACCUCUCUGUUAGACUGAAAGGUAAGGAAGAGGCCUAUGUCACUCCCUGAGGAAAAGUGAGUUUCCAGGUUUAAGAUGGCCAUGGUUGAAAGCUGGGGGCCAUGCUUCCCCAGGCUCACUCCACAGUCUAACCACGUGCUUUACAUUUCAUUCAGUCCAGAGAGCAGUUCCUUCUCCACUGAGGAACCAAGAGCUCCACAGUCAGGAAUUGGCUGUUAGCUCCCUGGUGACUUGACACACCUGCUCCCCACUGGGGCUCCCAUUUGGACACAGGAGAUGGAAUUAGGUCUGUGAGACCCUGAGUGGCUCCACUAGACACAUGGAUCUGGUGGUUCCUUAUUCCUCUAAACUUCCCAAAAAGUUGUCCCAGCUGCCUGAUGGCCCCAGACUAGCUCCAGAGACUUGACCUUACUGGGUUCAUGCAACACUGAGAUCAUGUUCUACUGAUUGAAUAAAGUCAAGCCUUUGGGAUGA
Molecule: messenger RNA, 2353 nt
Organism: Cricetulus griseus (Chinese hamster)
Lineage: Eukaryota; Metazoa; Chordata; Mammalia; Rodentia; Cricetidae
Source: RefSeq, a predicted model, not a curated record